Messenger RNA from Pimephales promelas (fathead minnow), 1584 nucleotides. The record is from RefSeq and is a predicted model, not a curated record. Lineage: Eukaryota; Metazoa; Chordata; Actinopteri; Cypriniformes; Leuciscidae.
AUGACUGAUCCAGAACCAUCCAGAAUAAAACAUGAAGAUACUGAGGAACAAAUAGACCAGAUUGAGGUGAUGGAGCAAAAACACAAACUGAAUGAAGUGGAGGAGAAACAUGACUUCAAAACUCAAGGAACAAAAGCCAAAAAGCUGCACUCCUGCUCUCAGUGUGGAAAGAGUUUGCAAAAUCAACGAAACCUUAACAGACACAUGAGAAUUCACACUGGAGAGAAACCGUAUACAUGCACUCAGUGUGGAAAGUGUUUUUCUCAAGCAUCAGGUCUCAGUUUUCAUCUGUACAUUCACUCUGGAGAAAAACCAUUCAACUGUGAUCAGUGUGGUAAAGAUUUUAAUUCGUCUUCAAAUCUAAAAAAACACCUGAGAAUUCAUUCAGACGAGAAGCCUCAUGUGUGUUCUCUCUGUGGAAAGAGUUUUUCACGGCCUGACAGUUUUAAAGAGCACCAGAAAACGCAUAGUGGAGAGAGAGAUCAUGUGUGUUGUGACUGUGGGAAGAGCUUUACUGCAGCUGCCACUCUGAGACAGCACCAAAGAACUCAUACUGGGGAAAAACCUUACAAGUGCUCAUACUGUGACAAGAGAUUCACUUUGGCUGGAAACCUGAAAGUACACGAGCGAGUUCAUACUGGAGAGAAGCCGUACAACUGUAUUCAGUGUGGAAAGCGUUUCAAAGAUUCAACAGGUUUAAAAAUUCAUCUGCGCAUUCACUCUGGAGAAAAACCGUUCAACUGUGAUCAGUGUGGUACAAAGUUCGUUUCAUCAUCACAUUUAAAAAAACACCUGAAAGUUCAUUCAGAUGAGAGGCCUUAUUUGUGCUCUUUUUGUGGAAAGAGUUAUUCAAGGCUGGAUCAUUUUAAAAUGCACCAGAAAACACAUGCUGAAGUGAAAGAUAAUUUAUGUAGUGACUGUGGGAAGAGCUUUGCAACAGCUGACAAUCUGAAACAACACCAAAGAAUUCAUACUGGAGAAAAACCUUUCAAGUGCUCAUACUGUGACAAGAGUUUCACACUGUCUGGAAACCAGAAAUCACAUGAACGACUUCACACUGGAGCGAAGCCGUAUCACUGUACUCGGUGUGAGAAGAGUUUUAGACAUUUAUCAAGCCUUCAUGCUCAUAAAAAAACUUUUUGCAAGUAAUUAACAUGAUAAAAUGAAAUUCUGUGAGAUAAAAUAUGCAGUUUGUCCUAAAAGCACUGUAUAAUCUAGAUUCUAGAUUAAAGGUAAGGUAGGCAUUUUUUUUAAAACACUUGUAUUUACACUUGUUGAAACGCUUUUUACAUCCUGAUAGGAAUCAAUAAAUAGACGAAAACAUGUACAUACACUAUAUUGCCAAAAGUUUUGGGACAUCUGUCUUUACAUGCACAUGAACUUUAAUGGCAUCCCAUUCUUAAUCCGAAGGGUUUCGUAUGGAGUUUCAACUCUUCUGGUAAGGCUUCAGAAGAGUUGAAGAGUUAAAUGACAGCCCAGGUCAUUUCCAGCACUUGUUUUUCCUCAGCUGCAUAUCAACUGGACUUGAUAUUUCAGUUGAACAGAUUUGUCUCUAUAUAGACAUUUAAUAAAGUGUUAAUUCAA